Molecule: messenger RNA, 4355 nt
Organism: Lytechinus variegatus (green sea urchin)
Lineage: Eukaryota; Metazoa; Echinodermata; Echinoidea; Temnopleuroida; Toxopneustidae
Gene: patl1
Product: protein PAT1 homolog 1-like
Exons: 18
Coding region: 90-2804 (904 amino acids)
Biological process (GO): P-body assembly; deadenylation-dependent decapping of nuclear-transcribed mRNA
Cellular component (GO): P-body
Molecular function (GO): RNA binding
Source: RefSeq, a predicted model, not a curated record
AGUGUGCUAACCUUUGUCGUCUCUACAUUUAUUUCAAGGGAUGAAAUGGAUUACACCAAAGUCAGAAUUUUCAACACUGCAAAAACAAGAUGACAGACAAUUUAUUUGGUUAUGGCGGAGAUUUACCUCCACUUGAUGAGGGACCAGAUGAGGAGGAUGAAGGAGAGUUCUAUGACAAUGUCAAUGAUGACACCUUUGGAACCGGAGCUGAUGCUGGAGAUUGGGUUGAUGCUCAUGAGCGUAUGGCAGAUGAGUUCCAGUUUGGUGGAGAUCAACCAGCCGGAGCUCACGGGGGACAGCAUGAUGGUAUGGUACCUUUUUUUGAGGAGGAAGACCUUGAGAAGAGUAUCACCAAGCUAGUUCUUGAAGAGGAAGAAACUUACUAUGAUCCAGCCAGCAGGACCUCUUCCCAGUCCAAGCCCAUCUCCAUCAAGGGUGGUCAGGAAUCUAGCAUCAGUCAGCUGUUCGGGCCGAAGUCCCCGCCUUCGCUCUUCGACCCUACGGACUUCAUGUCCCCUACCCGCAACAUCUGGGGCUCCCCGGAGGUGCACCAGACGGUGGAGAUGCCCACGAAGCCAGGGGUAGCUGCCACAGAGGAACGGCUGAAGGCUAUGCUCCAUAUCGGCCAGGCCCCUCCCGGAAGGCCCGCCGACGAUGGAUGGGAGGACCCUGCUAUUGUCCGUGCAGUCAGUGACUCCCAGCCUGUGAAGAAGAAAGUCAUGUCCCUCGCCGAGCUUGAACAGGAGCUCAUGACGGGGCGCAAACCGACCCCCAGCAAAGCGCUUCCCGCCCGCUCCGUCUCGCCGGAGAUCGGUUCGCCGCCCGUCGCCAUUCCGCCGCCAAUCGGCACACCACCCAGGGGAUCCAUGAUGCACCACGCACGGGCGCCCCACCCCACUAUGGAGCAACAGAAACAUUCUCCAUUUCCUCAACACAUUCAGGCUCCUCCACAAGCAACUCCCCCACCAAUACACCAAAAGACUCCUGGUGUGGGGCAGUCUCCCAUCGUUCCCAUCCACCCCCAGCACCUCCAGCAGCUCACCCGCCAGAUCCACCAGUACAUCGGAGGGAGGGUAUCCCCUACUCAGAUCAGCCAACUCAUCAUACGCCUUCAUGCCAGCGGUGGGCGCAUCUCCCCAAACAGCAUCCGCACGGCCGUCUUCACCUCCAUCCCUCCCCCCUCCGUCGACGUCCCGCGGCCGAAGGCCACCAACGUCGCAGGGUCGCCGGGCUUCCCGGGCACCCAGAGAUUGCCGUUCAAUGCGGGGUCGCCGCAGAUGCCGUAUUCCUCGUCUCCGCGGGGGAUGAUGAUGGGACCAGGGAUGGGGUCAAGUCCUGGAGCUAACACCCCUCCCAUGCACAUGGGUAGCGGUAGAGGGGGGCGGUUCCCAAGAGCGAUGCAUGGCCUCACACCCAUGAACCCAAGGAUUCCACCUGUACACUCUAGACCCGACCAAGGCGGCAUGAACAGACGCUACCCAUACAGUCCACAACAGAGAGGUCCUCAUCAGAACAUAGGGAAAUAUGGUGACGGACCGCGUGCCCAGCGGCAGAUCCGUUUCCAGCGCGGCGGGGGCGGGGAUAACCAGUACCAUCGUCGUGGAAACCGAGGCGAUUAUGACGAGUAUUCCUGUUUGAUGUCGCAGAAGGAGAAAGAAUGGGUCAUCAAGAUUCAGAUGCUUCAACUGACGUCAAACAACCCUGCUGUGGAUGACUUCUACUACCAGAACUUUAUGGCCAGAAAAGCUGCAAAGGAGAAGGACAGAGAGGAGAGUGGAAAGAACAAUGUACAAGGAAAGGAUGGAAAGAAGGAGAAGAAACUUGUAUUGCGCCCUCUAGAGAGCAAAGCCUACCAACCAGCCCAAUUUGAAGGUGCCCUUGGAAAGUUGACUUCAGCGAGUGUGAACAAUCCCCGUCAGAUCAUUGAUAUUCACAUUGAUAACGCACCAGAUGAGGAAGAGGGAGGAAAAGCAAAGGACCAUAGUCGUCGACGUCGGACACUCCUCGCCAUCGAGCGCCUAUUCAGCCUCGUCCUCGAGGUCGAGGAUCUGGAUUUGCUUGUCAGAGGCUUACCUGAAUCAGAUCGUGGACCUCUCUUGGAGAAAAGGAAAGGACCUAUGAUGAAACUGUGUGCUAUGCUGAAAGGAGAAAAGGGUGAUGGACUCAGUGAAAGGACGCCCAGUUCUCUGUUCCAUCAGAUCCUUGGUAUCCGUAAGGGGCGUAAGCUGGUGAGCCGGAUCAUCCCACUCCUCGGAAAGGAGGAGGCGUUUCCUGUGGUUGAGACUCUCUUUGCCGACCUCACCUAUGUCUUCAAACAGGAGGCUAAGGAUCUGAAGAGGGAUGCAAUCGAAAGUCAGAGGGGGAGGUUAGAUGAGACGUUACCCCAGCUGUUUCCACCGCUAUGUCAGGUAAUCCAGGAGAGUAGUCUCAUUGACCUGACCUCGCUGGUUGGUGACCUCCAAUCUCAGAUCCCCACGACCCCCACUGCCACACAACCCAAGGGGUCAGCAGUCAUCGCUGGUGCUAUUCAGAACAAGCUUGGUGUAUCUAUUGUUAUGUGUAUGUUGAACCGUGCUGAGGAAGUUUAUACGUCAACUGCGGAAGAAUCGCCACCUUUUCACACGCAAUGGAUGGAAUGCGUCCAUCUCUUUGCCCAAGCAAUCUGCAUCGUAAGUGACACAGCCAUCGCUAGACCCUUAGGGAAGUUCCCUCUCGUGCUGGACCAUUUCUCACGUUUCGUCAGUAAGCAACCACUCAAUGCACUAGAGAAGAGGUUAAGAAAUUUGAUAGACCAUGAGGAAUGACUUGUAUGUGAAUCAUGGACUGCUCUACUACUGUGUUUUAGUGUCGGGGCAACAAGGUAAACUCUGUGUAAGCUGUUCAGCUGUGGUCAACCGCCUAAUUUGAACUUGAAGAAAUUGAGUCAGCAAGUUGGCAUGCUUUUUUGAUACGUAAAACUUAAAUUACCGUCAUAGCUCAUUCCAAGUACCAAAUACUCAUUUGAAUAGCUAUGAAAAGCCCACAAUGAAAACAGCAAGACCAUUUAUUGAGGGUGAAACUCUAAAACUUGCUAGUUAUUUCUUUUUGAGAUGAUGACCAUUCUAUGUGUACUUUAACAACAAUACAAACUUUAGAACUAUAUUUCCAGGCCGACUUGCAGGCCAUUUAUAAGUUUGCCUACUACGGACAAAUUGUGCUAGGGCUUCAGUUCAUAUUGUCUUCAUCUGUAGUCAAAUGCUUUACAGUGGUGCCAAAUGUACCUUCAUUUAGCAGAUAUACUGUAGUUUUUUUCAAUGAAAAUACAGCGUAUUUCAUUGAAAACCUUUUUUUUUACCAGAAAUCAUAAAUAAAUCCAUGGCUAUGACAGAAAGUUGAAAUUAUUGGGGUUUUUUUCAUCCUAGAAUCCUUUAUUUCAUCUCUCAAUCUACUGCAGUUCUAUGUAUUAUUUUGAUUUCCCCAAGUUUACCAUUUUGCAGGAUAAAUAUGUGAAGAAAAAAAGAAUCUGGGCUGAAGCUACUAGCCAAAUUUCACAGUCGUCGUUACAUAUCAAAAUUUCCCUUGAUUUGCACAUUUUUUUGGUAUUAUUGUAAAUAACUUACAACAGAAUGUUUUAACUUCCAACAAGAAUUUAUUGCAGAUUUCAUUCAUGAGGCUCACAUUUGAACAGAUCCCAUGAUUUAUAACCGACUGCUUGUUCCUCCCCUCUCAGGAAUUCAUUUCUGACAUUUGGUUUCCGAAACUAUUAACCUCUAUGAAUGAUGUCCCAUAAUUUUCAUGUUUUGAGUCUUCAACUGGAUGUACACUUAGUCAACAUAAUGUUACCUACACUCUCUUGAAUCAAGUGUUUCCUAUUUGGUUGUGAUAAAAUUUUAUUUUCAUAUCCUUUCUAGACUUUAAAAUAUUUUUGUGCUUCUUGGGCCUUUACCAGAGUUAUUUGAGGAAAUUCUCAGCAUUUUGCUCUAAAUUUUACUCUAUUUCUAGAUAUUAAUAUUUCCAGCCUGGAGCAUCCUCUGAGACAGACUUUUGGUGUUACAUUUCUUUAUUCAAUCACAGCAAACCUUCUUCAGCUUACUGGCUGGAAUCAUGUAACUUGCUUGAAGGGCUGAUUCUAAUAUCUUGCACCUUCAUGUCGUGCAGUUGCAUAUUAUUCCAAAUAAUGUGUAUGUGGCAAGAACAUGGCUUGUAUAUUGCCAGAGGAUGUUCCUCACAUUGAAUAUUUGCAUGCAUCUCCAGAGGCAUUGCCUCUUGCCCUGCAGUAUUUAUAUACACUGUAAAAACUGCGGUGUUAAAACUGACACAAAUUGGUGUUAAUAGAGGACCACACCCCAAGGUGUUAAGAUUACACCCUAGAGAUU